AUGAGUUCAUUAAAAUUCUUAUUAUCCUUGUUCUUUCUUGUCAUUUUUCCUGUUUCUGUUACAUGUAAACCGCGUUGUCGCUAUCCUCUGUCAUGUGGUCACGGGGAGCCACAAAUCCAAUUCCCUUUCAGAGUAGAUGGCCACCAGAGUAAGGUAUGUGGUGUCUCGCGCUUUGAUCUUUCUUGCAAUAGUUCAAAUAAAACAGUGCUGCAGCUGCCAUAUUCUGAACAGUUUCAUGUUCGACACAUCAAUUACAAUUCACGGGAAAUACAAAUCUAUGACCCCGAUAACUGUCUCCCAAGGCGUCUUCUAAAUCUAUGGCGUCCGUCGUCUGUACCGUACGUGCUUGCUGGUUUGAAACAGGAUUAUACAUUCCUUAAUUGCUCAUCGCCGUUUGUUGAUGUCACCAACAUAUCUUCAUCAUACGCACCCAUUAGUUGCAUGAGUAGCUCCAGCCACACCAUAUUGGCAACAAAUGUGUCUAAUCUUGCUGUUCUGCUCAACUCAAGCUGCAAGUUAAUUGCCACCGUUCCGGCUCCUGUGGUAAGGACGAUGGAUGGCUUCUCCUACAAAAUUAGUGAUACUCUUCUUCUAACAUGGUGGCUGCUCCCUGGUGGGGAACAAUAUACUACACGAACAACAAUCAUCUUUGCCUUGCUGAUCAUUAUCUGUAUUGGAAUACCAGUGUUACUAUUCUUUGCAUGUUUUAUCUGUCAGUGGAUCAUCAAUACUCUCCGUGGUGACCAGCGUAGUUUAUUUGCCUCUGAUGGAAUUCGACGGCAGUCAACGGACACUUUCCAACAAGCCAUCGUUAUCAGAACCGGCCUAGAUGAUUCAACUACCCAAACCUACCGAAGAAUACUUCUUGAUGAGAAACUAGAACUGCCAAAUCCAAAUGAUACUACUUGUUCAAUAUGUCUGUCAGAGUAUCGACCUACAGAGACAUUGAAGAUCGUACCACCAUGUAACCACUAUUUCCAUGCUAAGUGCAUUAAUCCUUGGCUUCGUACCCACACCACUUGUCCAGUUUGUCGAAAGUUUCUGCAGCACUCUAUUCUCCUUCCAGCUGCUGAUGCCUCUUAGAUUUAGCUUUCAUUUCCUUUUGCUUUCCCUCACUAUUAUUCAACCAUUGAACUCGAACUAUGAUUUUACUGCUAUAUUGCUGAUAUUAUUCAAAAGUUCUUACAAUUGU
Messenger RNA from Papaver somniferum (opium poppy), 1192 nucleotides. Its product is annotated as putative RING-H2 finger protein ATL21A. The transcript has 2 exons. Gene Ontology annotation, molecular function: polysaccharide binding. The record is from RefSeq and is a predicted model, not a curated record. Bases 1 to 1083 code for a protein of 360 amino acids. NCBI's taxonomy places the organism in Eukaryota, Viridiplantae, Streptophyta, Magnoliopsida, Ranunculales, Papaveraceae.